Penicillium canariense is the source of this 1020-nucleotide messenger RNA. Its product is annotated as chitinase 2. Gene Ontology annotation, cellular component: extracellular region. The transcript has a single exon. Gene Ontology annotation, biological process: carbohydrate metabolic process. Gene Ontology annotation, molecular function: chitinase activity. The record is from RefSeq and is a predicted model, not a curated record. NCBI's taxonomy places the organism in Eukaryota, Fungi, Ascomycota, Eurotiomycetes, Eurotiales, Aspergillaceae. The coding region runs from base 1 to 1020 and encodes 339 amino acids.
AUGGGUGGCGUAACGCAUUCUCUCGUUUUAUUCACAAGCCUGCUUCUUCUUGGUAUCAUCGUUUCAGCAGUGCCAAUAGAGGGCGAUGAUGAAGUUCAUUCAUCUCAUUUUCUAAACGUGAUAUACUGGGGACAGAAUGGGGGAAACACUAUUGAGGACAAUGAUCUAUCUAUGUACUGUGUACCAACAGCUGGUAUCGAUAUCAUAGUACUAGCGUUUCUCUAUGGGUAUGGCAAUGGAAAUACGAUUGCAUCGGGUACGAUUGGGCAGUCGUGCUCGAUAUUGCCGAACGGAGAGUCUGUUCAAUGCGAGAAUCUGGCUGCUGCAAUCAAGAAAUGCCAAGAAAAUGGAGUCAAAGUUCUUCUCUCGCUUGGUGGUGCGAUGGGAGCAUACUCUCUUUCGUCACAGCAGGAGGCUGGAGCUAUUGGUCAGCAUCUCUGGGACGCAUAUGGAAAUACGAAAAAUGAUUUCGUACAUCGACCCUUUGGAGCAACUUUUGUCAAUGGCUGGGACUUCGAUAUCGAGGCCUCACGCGGUAAUGAGUUCUACCAACAUCUUAUCUGCACUUUGCGCUCUAACUUCAAUUCCGAUCUUUCGAAUGAAUAUUACAUUACUGGGGCACCACAAUGUCCUAUCCCUGAACCAAAUAUGCAACAUAUUAUCACGAAUAGUCAGUUCGACUAUCUUUGGGUGCAGUUCUACAACAAUCCUAGCUGCUCAGUUAAUGGUGCCAUCAAUUUUGAGUCUUGGGUGACUAACAUCGCUGGAACCGCAUCUGCCGAUGCCAAAAUAUUGAUCGGUUUACCAGCCUCCCCUUAUGCAGCCACAGGAACAUACGAUGGAGCGCAGUAUUAUCUUCAACCAAACGCACUUGCGACCUUACUCCGCGAAUAUGUUGGCCACUCUGCAUUAGGUGGAGUUAUGUUGUGGUCUGCUGGAUUUUCUGAGUACAAUAUUGACAACGGCUGUAACUAUGCUCAGCAAGUCCGUAAAAUACUCAACUCAGGAUCGCCAUGCUAG